This is a messenger RNA of Diaporthe amygdali, 1047 nucleotides long. RefSeq names its product hnrnp arginine n-methyltransferase. Gene Ontology annotation, biological process: peptidyl-arginine methylation. Gene Ontology annotation, molecular function: protein-arginine N-methyltransferase activity. The record is from RefSeq and is a predicted model, not a curated record. Lineage: Eukaryota; Fungi; Ascomycota; Sordariomycetes; Diaporthales; Diaporthaceae. The transcript has 6 exons. Gene Ontology annotation, cellular component: nucleus. The coding region runs from base 1 to 1047 and encodes 348 amino acids.
AUGGCGACUGGAGAAAAGAUGGACAUCGAAAAGGCUGAGCUGCAGCUCAAGGAAAUGGCCCAUUCCGAGCAGCACUACUUCAACAGUUACAAUCACCACGGCAUUCACGAGGAGAUGUUGAAAGAUGAAGUGCGAACACGCUCAUACAUGAAUGCGAUUGUGCAGAACAAGCACCUCUUCAAGGACAAGGUCGUACUCGAUGUCGGAUGUGGCACCGGUAUUCUGUCCAUGUUCGCCGUUAAGGCCGGCGCAAAGCAUGUGAUCGGCGUUGACAUGUCCACCAUCAUCUUCAAGGCCCGAGAGAUCGUCAAGGUUAAUGGCAUGUCCGACAAGAUCACGCUCCUCCAGGGCAAGAUGGAAGAGAUUGACGACCAGAUGCCCUUCAAGAAUGUCGACAUCAUCAUUUCUGAGUGGAUGGGCUAUUUCCUCCUCUACGAGUCCAUGCUCGACACCGUCCUGUACGCCCGCGACAAGUAUCUGAACCCGAACGGCCUCAUCUUCCCCGACAAGGCCACCAUUUUCGUUGCUGGUAUUGAGGACGGAGAGUACAAGGACGAGAAGAUUGGCUUCUGGGACAACGUCUACGGCUUCGACUACAGCCCCCUGAAAGAGACCGCCCUGACGGAGCCGCUCGUCGACACAGUCGAGAUGAAGGCCGUGGUUACGGACCCGGCGAGCGUGCUGACCCUCGACCUGUACAAGUGCACGACGGCCGACCUGGCGUACAGCGUGCCCUUCGACCUGCACGCGCGCCGCGACGACUUCGUGCACGCCCUCGUCGCCUGGUUCGACAUCGAGUUCACGGCCUGCCACAAGACGGUCGCCUUCUCCACCGGCCCCCACACAAAGUACACGCACUGGAAGCAGACCGUCCUCUACCUCAAGGACGUCCUGACCGUCCAGCAGGGCGAGACCGUCCACGCCCACAUGACCUGCCGGCCCAACGACAAGAACAGGAGGGACCUGGACAUCGAGCUCAAGUACAAGCUCGAGACGACGGACACGACGCGGUCGGCCGAGGGCGCCUGCACGUACAAGAUGUGCUAA